AUGUGUUGGUGCCUGGAGAGCCGAUCAGCAGCAGAGAAUCUCCUCUACUCACUGGCAGAGACACUGGGGACGCUGAAGACCACCACCCCCACCACCACCCUCUUCCUGGUCCCCCAGGACCACCACCACCACCCUCUUCCUGGUCCCCCAGGACCACUACCACCCUCUUCCUGGUCCCCCAGGACCACCACCACCACCCUCUUCCUGGUCCCCCAGGACCACCACCACCACCCUCUUCCUGGUCCCCCAGGACCACUACCACCCUCUUCCUGGUCCCCCAGGACCACCACCACCACCCUCUUCCUGGUCCCCCAGGACCACUACCACCACCCUCUUCCUGGUGCCCCAGAACCACUACCACCACCACCCUCUUCAUGGUCCACCACCACUACCACCACCCUCUUCCUGGUCCCCCAGGACCACCACCACCACCCUCUUCCUGGUCCCCCAGGACCACUACCACCCUCUUCCUGGUCCCCCAGGACCACUACCACCCUCUUCCUGGUCCCCCAGGACCACCACCACCACCCUCUUCCUGGUACCCCAGGACCACUACCACCCUCUUCCUGGUCCCCCAGGACCACUACCACCAUCACCCUCUUCCUGGUGUCCCAGGACCACCACCACCACCCUCUUCCUGGUGUCCCAGGACCACACCCACCACCCUCUUCCUGGUCCCCCGGGACCACUACCACCACCCUCUUCCUGGUUCCCCAGGGCCACUAA
Molecule: messenger RNA, 726 nt
Organism: Oncorhynchus masou masou (cherry salmon)
Lineage: Eukaryota; Metazoa; Chordata; Actinopteri; Salmoniformes; Salmonidae
Exons: 1
Coding region: 1-726 (241 amino acids)
Source: RefSeq, a predicted model, not a curated record